GAAACGAAACGAAAAAAAAAAGUUACAGAUCCCAACUGAUCAUGUCAAUAAGUGACUGACCAAACACAGAAAUUAUUCUGAAUCUUCCCAAAAGAUUGUACAUAGAAUAAUAAUAAGAGAUGAGUAUAUAAUUUUGGUUAACAUAUCAGCUAACCACGUUCCUCGGUCACAUCACAUCUUACACAUCAUCCCCUUUUUUUGAACUGGUUUUAAGAUCCCAUCUUUCUUUCUCUUUCAUUUGUGUCAUAUUCAGGUCUGUCUUUUUGCCUGCUACAUUUACUUAACAACCCCAUUUUUCUUGCCCUUUCAAAAGUGCAUAUAGUUCUGUUUUUCUUUUAAGGCAAUUGGGGUUUGAAUGUUUCAGACCAAUUGUCUUGUCUCUAUAUAAAGUUUGUGUCUUUCUUGAAAUUUUAAGCUUUACAUGUGGAAUUUAGCAGGUUUUUCCAGUUUUGGGAGCCUUUAACUGACUCUUUGAAGAAUUUAGCAGGUGCUUCUGCAAUUAGGAAGAGUUGGACAUUCAUUUUUUAUAUAUAAUAUAAGGAAGAAUUUGAUUUAUUAAGGAUGAGUGGAGCUGUGCUAAUUGCACUUGCUGCAGCUAUUGGCAACUUGUUGCAGGGAUGGGACAAUGCGACAAUCGCAGGAUCUGUUCUUUACAUCAAGAAGGAAUUCAAUUUGCAAACACAGCCAACAAUGGAAGGGCUAAUUGUUGCGAUGUCUCUUAUUGGAGCAACAGUGAUCACAACAUUCUCUGGACCUGUAUCGGACAUGCUUGGGAGACGUCCAAUGCUGAUAAUUUCAUCGGUACUUUAUUUCCUCAGCGGAUUAGUGAUGUUAUGGUCUCCAAAUGUUUAUGUGUUGCUUUUAGCAAGGCUCUUAGAUGGAUUUGGAAUUGGUCUCGCUGUGACACUUGUUCCCGUCUAUAUAUCUGAGACUGCCCCACCAGAAAUAAGAGGGCAAUUGAAUACAUUUCCACAGUUCACUGGUUGUGUUGGAAUGUUUUUGUCAUACUGCAUGGUUUUUGGAAUGUCAUUGACGCCGUCGCCAAGUUGGAGGCUAAUGCUUGGGGUUCUCUCGAUUCCUUCUCUUGCUUAUUUCUUUUUUACGUUGUUUUACUUGCCCGAAUCUCCAAGGUGGCUGGUCAGUAAAGGUCGAAUGAAAGAGGCUAAACAAGUUUUACAGAGAUUACGUGGCAGGGAAGAUGUCUCAGGUGAAAUGGCCUUGCUAAUGGAGGGUUUAGGUGUUGGAGGUGAAGUAUCUAUAGAAGAAUAUAUAAUUGGUCCAGACAGUGAACUUGUCGACAACCAGGAUGAGAAAGAUCAAAUCAAGUUAUAUGGAGCCGAAGAAGGUCUUUCAUGGAUAGCCAAACCUGUGACUGGACAAAGUACUCUUGGUCUGGCUUCACGUCACGGGAGUAUGGCAAACCAAAGCAUGCUUAUGGAUCCGUUGGUCACUCUAUUUGGCAGCGUUCAUGAGAAGCUUCCGGAGAUGGGAAGCAUGCGAAGCAUGCUCUUUUCGAAUGUUGGCAGCAUGUUCAAUAUAACAGAGAAUCAAGAGAAACAUGAACAGUGGGAUGAAGAAAGCCAAAAGGACGACGAACAUCAUAUGUCCGAUGGUUCUGGGGCCGAAUCAGAUGAUAAUCUGAGAAGUCCGUUGCUCUCACGUCAAGGUACAAAUGCCGAAACAAAUAUGGGGCCUCCAACCUCAUUAAGCAUGAGACAAGGUAGCAAUCUCAUGCACGCAAAUGGCGAGCAAGCGAGCAUGGGUAUUGGCGGUGGAUGGCAGCUAGCGUACAGAAAAGAUGAGAAAAAGGAAGGAGCACUCAAAAGGAUUUAUUUACACGAAGAAGGAGGCGCUGGAUCACGGCGUGGGUCCAUUAUUUCCCUUCCAGGUGAUGCUCAUGCUGAAGGCGAAUUCAUACAUGCAGCUGCUUUAGUGAGUCAGUCUGUUCUUCGAGCAGACAGUCUCUUGGGUCAACAGUCUAUCGAAGAAGCAGUAGAGACACAACCUGAUGCUGUUACGAAGAGGCCAGGCUGGAAAGCACUUUUUGAGCCAGGGGUUAAGCAUGCAUUGAUUGUCGGAGUUGGAAUUCAAAUACUUCAGCAGUUUUCCGGAAUCAACGGGGUUCUCUAUUACACUCCUCAAAUUCUUGAACAAGCAGGAGUAGGAAUUUUGCUAUCGAAUAUGGGCAUCAGUUCUGAUUCUGCGUCUCUCCUCAUAAGUGCUGUCACAACUUUGUUAAUGCUUCCCAGCAUUGUUGUUGCGAUGAGACUAAUGGACUUUGCCGGCAGAAGGUGGCUUUUGUUGGCAACUUUGCCCGUCUUGUUAUCGUCACUUAUCGUACUUGUCAUUGGCAAUGUUAUUAGCCUGGGUGCCGUCAUGCAUGCUGUGAUCUCCACCAUUAGUGUUGUGGUCUACUUCUGCACCUUUGUCAUGGGGUUUGGUCCAAUCCCAAAUAUCCUCUGCUCCGAGAUAUUCCCCACUAGCGUUCGUGGAAUCUGCAUUGCUAUAUGCGCUCUUACAUUUUGGUUCGGAGACAUCAUUGUCACCUACUCGCUCCCCGUUAUGCUUACCUCCAUUGGACUUGGAGGCGUCUUUGGCAUUUACGCUGUUGUGUGUGCCUUGGCUUGGGUUUUUGUUUACUUGAAGGUUCCUGAAACAAAAGGCAUGCCCCUUGAAGUCAUAACAGAAUUCUUCGCCGUUGGAGCUAAACAAGCUGCAAGAGAAUAACUACAAUAGAGAUUUGAAACAUACUGUUUUCUUUCCUGAAUAUGAGGUACAUGAUGUCGAUGUGUUCAACCCUUUUAUCGCGACUUGAGGUGCUUCCCGCAUCUACAAAAAUGGUGGUGAUUUCCCAGAAGGAAGCGAAGUAAUCAGUGAUAAAGAUUGUGGUCAGAAGAGAACUCACUUAACUGUAAUUCAUAUUCUAUCUUUUUUCUCUUUGUACUUAGUCUUUCUGCUUGCUUCAAUUAUGAGUUCAGCUCUCUUGAGAGCUUUCAAGAUUUGGAUAUCAGUGUGUCAUUGGCACUAUCUGAUGUUAAUUUUUGAACAUUUUACUGAUACACUUAUUUAUUCUCCUUUCUUCCUAAUCGAAGUAGGCUUGGUUUCGGCUUACUGGUUGUAGUA
Nicotiana attenuata is the source of this 3123-nucleotide messenger RNA. RefSeq names its product monosaccharide-sensing protein 2-like. Gene Ontology annotation, molecular function: myo-inositol:proton symporter activity. The record is from RefSeq and is a predicted model, not a curated record. Gene Ontology annotation, biological process: transmembrane transport. Gene Ontology annotation, cellular component: membrane. The coding region runs from base 562 to 2727 and encodes 721 amino acids. The transcript is spliced from 6 exons. NCBI's taxonomy places the organism in Eukaryota, Viridiplantae, Streptophyta, Magnoliopsida, Solanales, Solanaceae.